Rhodofomes roseus is the source of this 3694-nucleotide messenger RNA. RefSeq names its product DNA polymerase phi-domain-containing protein. Lineage: Eukaryota; Fungi; Basidiomycota; Agaricomycetes; Polyporales; Fomitopsidaceae. Gene Ontology annotation, cellular component: nucleolus. The record is from RefSeq and is a predicted model, not a curated record. Gene Ontology annotation, biological process: regulation of DNA-templated transcription. Gene Ontology annotation, molecular function: transcription factor binding; rDNA binding. The transcript has 13 exons. Bases 116 to 3694 code for a protein of 1192 amino acids.
GAAGAGCGCCAAACGCGGUCACGCACCCACGUGAAUGUAAGCGCCGAUUGCCUUCCUCAGAAAUUUUGGACUUUGAGCGGGAAUUGGACCUUGGUCGGCGUUGGUCGCGAGCACCAUGUCCACCACACUACCGCUCUUCUGGGACCUCUCUUCUGCUUCUGCGAACACGCGGAUCGAUGCCUCUGUGAAGCUCGUCAGUUCCCUCGAGCACUUCCAGUCUCAAUUCGUGCCGAAGAAAAACAUGGGCCGUGGAGAGGACGGGGCGGAGCAGAAGGGCGAUGGCUUGGAUGCCUUGAACGCGCAGGACGUAUCAUACUCGAUACGUCGACUUGUAAGGGGACUGGCGAGUCCGAGAGAGAGCAGUCGGUUAGGUUUCGCAGUAGCGUUAACGGAGCUCUUGUCCAAGAUCGACACGGUGACAUGCUCGCAAAUUUUGGCCCUGGUUCUGGACUCCUCCAAGACCGAAGGCACCAUGACCGGCCAGGAGGAACGCGACAUGUACUUUGCUCGUCUUUUCGGCUUCAUCUCCGUCAUUCAGUCCGGGUUGCUCUUCCGCGAGACAACACUGCCAUCGUCAUCCAGCCUCGUCUCAAGCUUGGACAACUACAAGGAAGCGUUUGCUGAGCUAGUGGCCCUCGGCGAGAAGAAGUCCUGGCUGCGCGAGAGCGCUUGGUGGGCGAUCGGUCUUGCCAUUGAGGCGCUGCUUGCAUCCGACGUCUCGUGGAAGGAUGACGCUGUAGAAUCCACUGUCAGCGUAUUAUUUGCGGAGAAGAAGGCGUGGACGCCCGAGAAGAUUGCCCUCACGCUGAAGCUGCAGACUCAAUUGCCCUCCCGAGACUGGCAGAAACUAUUGUCGCCCACGUUCAAAAGUCCGGAGCUGCUGAUUACAGGAAACCUCGGAACCAUUGCUCGCAUACUGAGGGAAUCCAAUGUCGACGAUGACGAAGAAUCCGACGUUCCCAAGUCAGGCGCUUGGAAGCCUCAAGUACACUUCGUUUGGGACAUGCUCCUCGACCGACUGCUGUCUCCUCCGGCGCAAAAGGGCUCAAAUACUGCUCCAUUCCCUGACUUCUUCCGGAUAGUAGUCGAUGAGUCUUUGUUCUCGAACACGUCUUCCCCGGAGCGCAAGUACUGGGGCUUCCAAAUAUUCACCAAGGCCCUUCCUCGCGUCAGUGCUGAUGACAUGCCCAUGAUUUUCACAAAGAACUUUAUGCGGUCGUGGAUUAACCAUCUAUCGAAGAGUGACCGCUAUCUUCACAAGGCCGCGAGACAAGUGGUGUCAGACAUACAGUCCUAUGUCAAGGAGAAUCCUGCGCUUGGCUUCACCCUUAUCUUGCAACUCACGGGUGUGAACGGAAGCCGUCAGUUCGACAAGCUAACCAGGACAAAAACGGUCGAGUCGAUCCUGACGUCAAUGGACAAGGACGGGGUCCAGAACUACAUUGACUACCUCCUGAAGCAAAUCAACGAUGACCAGACCGGCGAGCCGGUUGACGCACAGGCCGUGAACUCCCGCCGUGCAUGGAUUAUAGAUCAGCUGGCCGCCCUCGUCCGCAAUGGCGCGAUCCCAAAAAGCGACGAUUGGGUGCAGUCCAUUCUAGACUGGCUUGCUGUCCACGGUCUCUUCGCCGUCACCAAGAAGUCCGAGAAGAGUCCCAUUUCGGCGCUUCGCAGUGUGCCUGCACCACAAUUCUCCGACGAACUCAGGAAGCUGUGCCGCGACCGCCUGCUCAGCUGUUUAGCCGACUUGACUGGGCAUACCACUGCCGUGGAGAAGGAGGACAAGACUAUUGUCAAGAUCCCCGCAGUGGCAUCCGACGGGCGGUUCUGGGUGGACAGAGUGCUCUCCACUAUCGAGAAGCUCGAGAAGGAUCCAAAGCACGUCGCCGUCCUCGCUGAGCUUGACGAGGAGGAUCAAGCAUUGCGAAGCAAGGCGCGUCAGCUGGCCGCGCGGCUGAAGACGGUUCCGGGGCCUCAGCGGGAGGCCGCAAGAGGCGCCGAGCUUCUCCUCUCAGCUACCCUUCUUCACCACUACUGCGCCGACGAGGAAGCCGACGCGGAAACAUUAGAGAGCUGCAUUGAUGGAGCGACGCGGAUGUUCCCAGUAGAGACAAAAAAGAGCAAGAAACCACGCAAGUCCACAGGCGGCGAUGCUGGGGAUAGCGCGGCUGAUGUACUGGAACCUGUGGAUGUGUUGGUGGACAACGUUAUCGGCUUCUUGGAGCAGGCCACGGCGUACAUGCGCGCGGUGGCCAAUCAAGUGUUCUCGCUGCUGUCUGGUUCGGUCCAGGAGAGCACUAUCAGUCUCAUUCUCACCCAAUUGGAGCGUCGUGAUCCAGCUGAACUCAUGGCAGUCGAAGACGAAGAGAUGGAGGACGACGAAGAUAGCGGAGAUGAGGAGGCGGAAGAAGACGAGUCGUCCGAAGAAGCGGAGGACGAAGAUGAGGACGAAGACGCCGACGAGGAAGAGGAUCUUGAACUCCGGAAGAAGAUCGAGGAAGCGCUGCGAAUCAAUGGAGUCGAGGCCGCGACUGGCGAAUCUGACGAUGAGAGUGAGGAGGAACUCAUGGACGAUGAUCAGAUGCUCGCCAUCGAUGAACAGUUAGCUGCAGUCUUCAGAGCACGCGCCACGGAGAAAAAGGGGAAAGAUGUCGACGCACAGCGGGAGGCCACACACUUCAAGAACCGCGUACUCGAUCUCCUCGAGAUAUUCCUCAAGAAGCAGCCGUCUAGCCAUCUGACGGUCCGCUUGAUUAUCCCGCUGGUAGACCUAAUCGUGGGCACAGGCCCAGACGAGAAGCAGCUGGCUGACAAGGCGACUGGUAUAUUGCGGUCCCGAGUGGGCAAGGCCAAGGAACUCCCUUCGUCAGUUGACAAGGAUGAGGCUGCGGAGGUGCUCCAGGAGUUGCAUUCGCGAGCCAGGAAGGCACCAUCUGCUGACGUUCUUGCUACUCUGAGCGCUUGCACCAUGUAUGUGGCGAGGGCGCUGCACCAUGUAGGCGAGGACGCACCGAUUGUCCGGGCCUACCAGGAGUCUCUAGUUGACUUUGUCACCCGCAAGGCCUCCCGGUUGAACACGCAAUUCCUCCAGGACUUUGUACGCCGACAAGUGGCAGUCGCAUGGGCACUGCGGGAUGAUCUCCUCGACGUCACUAGCAAGGCGGUCAACGCUUAUCGGCAAUGUCAAGUAUUCCUGCUCAUCCAUGCCUUAGUCAAGGAGCUUCCGCAAUUGGGUGACGAGAGUAAAGCCGACGUCCUUGCAUUUUUACCCAAGCUGCGAACUGCUCUCAUCGACGUCAUCUCACAAGCAUGCGACGAGUCUGAAGCGUCUCUUACGGCUGCUCAAAUUAAGGAGCUCUUCAAGUUGGCACUGCUGGCCGUUCGUCACAUGCGCCGUACAAACGCUAGUGCCGAAGAGUUGUUGGUCGUUUGGGACCCUCAGUCGUGGAACGAUCUAUCGACCAAAUUGGCAGCAAACCCUCGCUUGAUGUCAUCCACGGCCUUGCAGACAUCGUGCAAAGAGAUAAUUCGGGCUGUCGGUGAGUCUGCAAAGUCGGGCAGCGAUAGGCCUACAAAGAAGGGCCGUACAGACAGUAGUGCUACUGCCAGUAAACGGAAGGCUGCAGAGCUCGAGGAUGCUCCUGCGCCGCAAAAGGCCAAACCCAAAAAGGCUAAGAAAGCAAAGACUUCCUAG